Molecule: messenger RNA, 693 nt
Organism: Aspergillus ibericus CBS 121593
Lineage: Eukaryota; Fungi; Ascomycota; Eurotiomycetes; Eurotiales; Aspergillaceae
Exons: 2
Coding region: 102-566 (154 amino acids)
Source: RefSeq, a predicted model, not a curated record
UUCUAAUAGUAUACGUUUCACCGUUUGGUUAAUUGUUUAAUCUCCCCCAACAUCAUCCUGAAUGCGACUCCAGUGCCCAGUCCUUUACGAUCUCACCUGCAAUGUCGACCACUAACAUUAAAGACGAAUCAUCCAAGUUGCCUGAACAGCUAUUCCUCGACUACCCGGUUGCGCACGUCCCGAACAAGAGCAGCAGACGAUCAUGGGUCGAACCAUGGGCUUCGGAGUACUGCGCAGCCAUCUCAGAAAAGCGGUAUGGGGACGCCAUCUGGGCACGAUACAAUAUGGAUGGAACAACAGUCGAUGGCCAACUAAAAAGCCUCAGCAUGACUAAGGAUGGCACCAUUGAGGAAGUUAGUGUUCCUGUAUACGAAGUUAUCAUGGAAGAUGCUCGAGGUUACGCAAAAGACUGCCCUGAACACUAUCGGGACGCAUUGCUGCUCUACAACACCACCAGCCCGAGCGAUAGUCGGCGGGAUAUUAUCGAAGGAUUGACUCAGAUUGACAUUGGCUCGAACCUUGUGACCCGGGCAAUCUCAUCACUUCGUGAUAUGCUUGGAUUAUAAUAAUGGCUGGUGUACACGGUAAGUUAGUGAUGGAAUCGCGUUGUGGGGUCAAAGUGAUAGGAAAAUGUCGAAUAGAAGGAACGGAAGAGAGAAAUAGAGGAGCUGUAAACUAUCAAAGCAGCUGGAG